Phaethon lepturus (White-tailed tropicbird) is the source of this 849-nucleotide messenger RNA. RefSeq names its product collagen alpha-1(II) chain-like. Gene Ontology annotation, cellular component: collagen type II trimer. The annotation marks the transcript as partial. NCBI's taxonomy places the organism in Eukaryota, Metazoa, Chordata, Aves, Phaethontiformes, Phaethontidae. The record is from RefSeq and is a predicted model, not a curated record. The transcript has 4 exons. Gene Ontology annotation, molecular function: extracellular matrix structural constituent.
GGUCCUCCCGGAAACCCAGGUCCCCCCGGUCCUCCCGGCCCCCCAGGCACCGGUAUCGACAUGUCGGCUUUCGCUGGCCUGGGUCAGCCGGAGAAGGGUCCCGACCCCAUCCGCUACAUGCGAGCGGACGAGGCCAGCGGUAAGAGCCUCCAUCCCCGCCUCCUCCCCUCACGCGCCUCGGAGGAGAGCGAGGUCCACGGCUCUUCUUGUUCUCGCCCCCAAAACGUCAUGUUCACGCACCGUUUGUCCUCCCCGCUUGCAGGAGACUACUGGAUCGACCCGAACCAAGGCUGCACCUUGGAUGCCAUCAAAGUUUUCUGCAACAUGGAGACAGGCGAGACCUGCGUCUACCCCAACCCCAGCAGCAUCCCCAAGAAGAACUGGUGGACCAGCAAGACCAAAGACAAGAAGCACGUCUGGUUUGCAGAGACCAUCAACGGCGGCUUCCACUUCAGCUACGGCGAUGAAGACCUGUCUCCCAACACGGCCAACAUCCAGAUGACCUUCCUCCGCCUCCUGUCCACCGAAGGCUCCCAGAACGUCACUUACCACUGCAAGAACAGCGUCGCCUACAUGGACGAGGAGACGGGCAACCUGAAGAAAGCCAUCCUCAUCCAAGGGUCCAACGACGUGGAGAUCAGAGCCGAGGGCAACAGCAGGUUCACAUACAGCGUCUUGGAGGACGGUUGCACGAAACACACUGGCAAAUGGGGCAAGACAGUCAUCGAGUACCGGUCGCAGAAGACCUCGCGCCUGCCCAUUGUAGAUAUUGCACCUAUGGACAUUGGUGGAGGCGAUCAGGAGUUCGGCGUGGAUAUUGGCCCAGUCUGCUUCUUGUAAAAAGAAUUG